AUGCGAACACCGUACUUGCUGACCGGCGACCCGAUGUUUCUAUCGUUCUCGCCCGUCGGACUCAGCAGCAACUAUGCAUACGGCGGUCUCGUGCGCUCGGCCAUGUCCGGCAACUGGUCAGGCUACAAGGCGUGGCGCAACGAGCAAAACCACAUUGUCCUGAGCUGGUACAGCUGGCGCCGCGAGUCGAUAGGCCAGAGCUGCGUCCGCCGGCGCGUCAUCAAGUCGUUUUACCGGACGCCGCUCGACCCGGACACGCUCGAGUGCCACACGAGGAUCGAGGUGGCGACGCAGCCCGAGGCCAAUCUCGGCGAGCUCAGUGUCACGGAGCGCAUCAACUACCCCGGCGAAUGGCAAUGCCUGCAUGACGAGAUGACGCAAUUCGUCCGGAUUCCUGGCCCGCGCAAGUAG
This is a messenger RNA of Saprolegnia parasitica CBS 223.65, 411 nucleotides long. RefSeq lists its product as hypothetical. The record is from RefSeq and is a predicted model, not a curated record. Lineage: Eukaryota; Oomycota; Saprolegniomycetes; Saprolegniales; Saprolegniaceae. Bases 1 to 411 code for a protein of 136 amino acids. The transcript has 3 exons.